AUGGAGCGUCACACAGAUUUCGACCGCAAUGCCAUUGUCGAUGUCAGCACCCUCAAUCACAUCAUCUCCAUCAACCAUGACACCAAAACCGCCUUGGUCGAACCCAACGUCCCCAUGGACGUCCUCGUCCAGGAAACCAUGAUAGCCGGCUUACUUCCACCUGUCGUCAUGGAAUUCCCAGGCAUCACCGUCGGCGGAGGCUUCGUCGGAACCGCCGGUGAAAGUAGCAGCUUCAAGUACGGCUUCUUCGACCGGACCGUGCUAAGCGCUGAAGUUGUGCUUGCAGACGGCACGCUCGUGAUCGCAUCUGCCUGCCAGANUAGUGGGCUGGUUGGCGGCAAGCAAGUAGACGGGUAUGAGGGUGAGGGUAUCAGUGUCGGGCUGUGGGGCCCGUAUCCAUCUAACGAAGCAGAAUUCGUCCGUGCGAACCGUGAGAUUGAAGCGAAGAUGCGGGAGCUAGGCGGUUUGAAAUGGCUCUACUCGCGCGUAUUUUACAGUGAAGAUGAGUGGUGGCAGGUCUACGACAAGCACGGGUAUGACGAGCUCCGUCGGAAAUACCACGCCACGUCUCUACCCUCGAUAUGGGACAAGGUCAAGGAUCGGGGGCGGAAGCAAGACUUUGGCACGGGAUUCAAGGGCUUGUUAAAGAGACUUGUGAAAAGUAAUGCGUUCUUAUCGGGUCUUUAUGGUGUAUACAAAGCGGUGAAGGGCGGCGACUACAUGCUGAAGAAGCAGAAAGCCGCUUGA
Bipolaris maydis ATCC 48331 is the source of this 747-nucleotide messenger RNA. RefSeq lists its product as uncharacterized. Gene Ontology annotation, cellular component: membrane; cytoplasm. The record is from RefSeq and is a predicted model, not a curated record. Lineage: Eukaryota; Fungi; Ascomycota; Dothideomycetes; Pleosporales; Pleosporaceae. Gene Ontology annotation, biological process: steroid metabolic process. Gene Ontology annotation, molecular function: Delta24(24-1) sterol reductase activity; FAD binding.